This is a messenger RNA of Anarrhichthys ocellatus (wolf-eel), 1841 nucleotides long. RefSeq names its product ribonuclease inhibitor-like. Gene Ontology annotation, molecular function: protein binding. The annotation marks the transcript as partial. The transcript is spliced from 3 exons. Lineage: Eukaryota; Metazoa; Chordata; Actinopteri; Perciformes; Anarhichadidae. The record is from RefSeq and is a predicted model, not a curated record.
AGUAGCUCACAGACCAAUCAGAGAACAGUCCAGUACAUCAAAAAGAAGAUCAGUGAGAAUGUGUCUCCAGAGAAAAGCAUCAAUCUGUUCCACUGUCUGAAUGAACUGAAUGAUCGUUCUCUAGUGGAGGAGAUCCAACAGUCCCUGAGUUCAGGACUUCUCUCCACAGAUGAACUGUCUCCUGCUCAGUGGUCAGCUCUGGUCUUCAUCUUACUGUCAUCAGAAAAAGAUCUGGACGUGUUUGACCUGAAGAAAUACUCUGCUUCAGAGGAGGCUCUUCUGAGGCUGCUGCCAGUGGUCAAAGCCUCAAACAAAGCUCUGCUGAGUGACUGUAACCUCUCAGAGAGAAGCUGUGGAGCUCUGUCCUCAGUUCUCAGCUCCCAGUCCUCUAGUCUGAGAGAGCUGGACCUGAGUAACAACGACCUGCAGGAUUCAGGAGUGAAGCAGCUGUCUGCUGGACUAGAGAGUCCACACUGUGAACUGAAAACUCUCAGCCUGUCAGGCUGUCUGAUUACAGAGGAAGGCUGUGCUUCUCUGGCCUCAGCUCUGAGCUCCAACCCCUCCCAUCUGAGAGAGCUGGACCUGAGCUACAAUCAUCCAGGAGACUCAGGAGCGAAGCUGCUGUCUGCUGGACUGGAGGGUCCACAAUGGAGACUGGAAACUCUCAGGUAUGAAGAGGCCUGCUGCAGCCACAGAAAAUCAGUCUGAUAGAGGAGGUAGAGCUGGAAACAUUUUCUCUUUCACACUGUCAGCCUGGUAAAUAUGACCCUGACAUACCAAGCUGACCUCAAACUACCAGAGACUCAUCAAACUGUUUAUAUCCCACUUCAGACGAUCAAUACAGACAGAAGUAGUCAGGGAACAGUAGCCAAGAUGAGCCAAAACAGGGAGGGAAGGUGAUGAAACUGUUGUUUUUCUGGAGCGUUGUCUUGUUUCAACAUUAGAAAAUAGGACAGUGGUGUAUCCUGACACGUCGAUGGGCAUCAUGGUGGGUUGACAUGCGUCAACGUCGUCACGCUGCAGGUUUCUUGGCUCAUAUCAAACAAUAGAUGAUGUUUUGAUGCUCGUGUGUGUUGCCCUUUAGUCCAGACAUUAUUGUGAAAAGACAAACCGACAGAAACAAUCUGUUCAAACCGUCUUGAUAAAUCAUCACAAUAGGAAUUUUUUUCUGUUUUAAAGGAGUUCAGCUUUACUUGGUUGUUUUGCACUGAGAGCCAGUUCUCUGGCUGAUCAGAGUCGACUUGUUGAAACUACAGGUGACAGUCGGCCACAGAUGCUCAGUGAAGAACCAACAGCUGAUUGUAGACAUGUGUCACAGCCCAAAGAGGUUUAUUUAGGACUGGACCACAGUUAUAGGGGGACACAGGCUCUGUGGCUGCAGACGGACUUGAACUGUAAUAUUUUCAACCUCAGAUUACAGAUAAUAGAAAUCAGUGUUGACUGUUGACGGGAUGUGAACAGCAGUGUCAAAGUCAGACACUUUGUACAUCCAACCAUCCACCCCGACCUCCUCCAUCAGAGGGUUUGUGGCGCUGUAGUGAUUUCAGGCUACUUUCUCCUUUACUUCUGAGAGACAACAGUCAGACCAAAACAUCCAACAAUCAAUACUUCUAUAUUGAAAAUUGAUCAGCUGACUCUGUGUAACGGUGAAGAGUCGUGUGGUGGUGAUGAACCCACAGAGAAUUGUCUCCGUCUCUGCAGCUCUACAGAGCUUUUCAGCCUCUUUUAGCUCAUAGUUUUGGUUCUGUAGCACAUUUCCUGUUUGGUUCAGUCUCGGUGUUUCCAGCAGCAGCUGUUUUGAUCCAACAAGCUGUGAUGAAGCCACUGUUCACUACCUGCUC